CCUUCCACUGUUGGUGACAUCUCUCAAGAAGCCACGGCAACUUCCAUAGUCUAAAGACUCCCGUGUUUGACCAAGUAUCUCUCAUCAUGGCGUCCAUACAAAGACAUCGGUUGCAAUGGCUCACUGGGUUGGUGUUUGCAGUGUUGCUGGGCUGUGCUUCGGCCUUUUUGUCGUCUCCUUCAUCUCCACUACUGACUCGGCCAUUAGUACCCACUACAUCUAGUAGUAGCUGCUUGAAUUUGGCCAAACGACGAGGCAAUCUGGGAUCCAUUGUCGAUGUGGCGGGCGAUUCGUCGUCAUCCUCCAAGCGUCGCACGCAACCCAAAAAGAGAUCCAAGCGAUUGGCCAACAAUAGCAGCAGCAAUAAAAAGAAGAAUUCGUCCAAAAAGGACGAUGCCACUGCCGCUUCCGCCAUUUCACCCCUGUUGCAAGAGUGGGCAUCGGGACAACAACAAGAACAAGAUAAUGAUAUCCAAGAAGACUCAACAGCCGUGAGCACUGCCAGUGCCACUACUUUUACGUCCUUUCAAGAGGACGAGGAAGAGGAUACCCCUACUAGCAAUAAAAAAGGCAAACGAGCGUCUCCCAAAAAACAGAAAUCCCUUCAAAACGAACAAGACGAACAGCGCAAGGAACUCGUGCGCUCUUUGGUGGCAGAACUCAACGACGUCUUGGACACAUCCAAACAAGCCAAUAAAAAGACGGCCGAUAUGAAUGACAUUCUAAAACCCAUUCGACAACUCAUUGCAUUGCCCAAUGCCAAUACCAAUCUACGACAAUUGCUUGCCGGACAAACACGAUAUGACUAUCGAUUGGCAUGGGUUGGAUCGGAUAAUGCCAUUUGUCACAUGGGUACGGGAUUGCACAAGGUACCAUUGGCGCGAUUGCAAGAAGUCUACCUCAGUGCGCUUGGAAAGUCACGAGUCGAAGUCCUCGAAGUCAUUCGCAUUAUUGGACCCUUUCCCAAUGCCCGCAACACAUUGGAAGGAAGUGGUAAAAUUGGAAAACGCAAUGUCGAAUACAACGGCGAUGGCAGUACAUUUUCAGAACUGUCCGUCACGUACGAUUCCAUGAUUGAUGGGACCGGCAAUCGCAUUACGGCCGGAGUCGAAAACAAUGUCCGCAAUUACAAUUUGCAUAUUUUGUUUUGCGAUGAAACGGCCAUUGUGGCCGUUGUGCCACCCACUGCAGAAGCGUCGUGGGAAGAUCCACUGCAAGACAAUGGAGCCAAUAUUUUGUUCUUUGCACGAGAAGAAACGUUGGAAGAAAACUUGGACAAGAUGCGGGUCUUGUAGACAGACAGACUUAGCUAUGCUAUGAUAGGCCAGGCUAGCUAGACAAGAAGAAGAACAAACCUACUGGACAGCCAGGCAAGAGGAAGGUAGGGAGGAAGGAAUGGAUAGUACUAGUAUUAUCAAAGCGAUACUUAAUAAACGAAUACGUAUACAC
Messenger RNA from Seminavis robusta, 1449 nucleotides. Lineage: Eukaryota; Bacillariophyta; Bacillariophyceae; Naviculales; Naviculaceae. The record is from the annotation of a GenBank genome assembly.